Molecule: messenger RNA, 1728 nt
Organism: Jaculus jaculus (lesser Egyptian jerboa)
Lineage: Eukaryota; Metazoa; Chordata; Mammalia; Rodentia; Dipodidae
Gene: Trip6
Product: thyroid hormone receptor interactor 6
Exons: 9
Coding region: 146-1591 (481 amino acids)
Biological process (GO): positive regulation of non-canonical NF-kappaB signal transduction
Source: RefSeq, a predicted model, not a curated record
AAAAAAGCCAGAAAAAGUUUCCUGAAGUCCCAUACGAGGUGUGUGGGGGGGGGGCUGGGGACUGAAGAGGAGAGUUGAUCAAGGCCACGGGCUCAGGGCUCCGUGGGGCCCUUGGCCGCAAUCUGGAGUGCCCCCUUUCCAGGCCAUGUCGGGGCCCACCUGGCUUCCCCCGAAGCAGCCUGAGCCCGCCAGGGCUCCUCAGGGCCGAGCGCUUCCCCGAAGUGUCCUGGGGCCGCCACAGGCCCAUGGAGCAGCACACCAGCCCCAUCCCAGAGUCCACUUUUGCCCCCUCCCACCUGAGCAGUGUUAUCAGCCCCCAGGGGGACCAGAGGACCGAGGACCAGCCUGGGUGGGGUCCCAUGGAGCACCCCAGCGUCUGCAGGGCCUCCCGCCGGACAGGAGUGUCCUCCGCCCUGGAAUUCUGGAUGCUGAGAUCGAUUCUCUGACCAGCAUGCUGGCCGAGCUGGACGGGGGCAGGGGGCAUGCUGCACACAGACCAGACCGCCAGGCCUACGACCCCCCUCCACCGCCUGCUUACCGCCCUGGAUCGCUGAAGCCCAAUGGAGCCAGUGUCCCUCCCCCACUGCUCCCAGCGUCCCCCUAUGGGGGGCCCACUCCAGCCUCCUAUGCCACAGCCAGCACCCCAGCUGGCCCUGCCUUCCCUGUGCAAGUGAAGGUAGCUCAACCGGUCAGAGGCUGUGGCCCACCCAGGCGGGGGGCCUCUCAGGCCUCCGGGCCUCUCCCAGGCCCCCACUACCCUCUCUCAGGUCGAGGUGAAGUCUGGGGGACUGGCUAUAGGAGCCACCACGAGCCAGGGCCAGGGGGUAAGGAGGAGGCUACUGGAGUGUCUGGCCCUGCAGGAGGAAGAGGAAGAGGAGGCAGGCACGGUCCCCAAGUCCCCAUGAGCCAGCCUCCGGAGGAGGAGCUGGAGAGGCUGACCAAAAAGAUGGUGCAUGACAUGAGCCAUCCACCCAGCGGGGAGUACUUCGGUCGUUGUGGUGGUUGUGGAGAGGAUGUGGUUGGGGAUGGGGCCGGCGUUGUGGCCCUGGACCGAGUCUUCCAUAUCGGCUGUUUCGUGUGUUUCACUUGCCGGGCGCAGCUCCGGGGUCAGCAUUUUUAUGCCGUGGAGAGGAGGGCGUAUUGUGAGAGCUGCUAUGUGGCCACCCUAGAGAAGUGCUCUACGUGCUCGGAGCCCAUCCUGGACCGGAUCCUGAGGGCUAUGGGGAAGGCCUACCAUCCUGGCUGCUUCACCUGCGUGGUGUGCCACCGAGGCCUGGAUGGCAUCCCCUUCACUGUGGAUGCCACCAGCCAGAUCCACUGUAUUCAGGACUUCCACAGGAAGUUUGCCCCACGAUGUUCCGUGUGUGGUGGGGCCAUCAUGCCUGAGCCAGGUCAGGAGGAGACCGUGAGAAUCGUGGCCCUGGACCGAAGUUUUCACAUUGGCUGUUAUAAGUGUGAGGAGUGUGGGCUGCUGCUGUCCUCUGAGGGUGAGUGCCAAGGCUGCUACCCGCUGGAUGGGCAUAUCUUGUGCAAGGCCUGCAGUGCCUGGCGAAUCCAAGAGCUGUCGGCCACCGUCACCACCGACUGCUGAGUCUUCUGAGAAGCGCCUGCUCGGAUCUCGGCCCUCAUCCGCCAACCUCCCCGACAUCUUACCUUUCCAAUUUGCCAGCACACACUAUCUUCUCUUCCUCCCAUCGUGAAAUAAUCAUCCCUCGAGAGUUUACAAAA